This is a messenger RNA of Symphalangus syndactylus (siamang), 2201 nucleotides long. It is a transcript of the gene CHST14, whose product is annotated as carbohydrate sulfotransferase 14. Gene Ontology annotation, cellular component: membrane. Lineage: Eukaryota; Metazoa; Chordata; Mammalia; Primates; Hylobatidae. Gene Ontology annotation, biological process: carbohydrate biosynthetic process; dermatan sulfate proteoglycan metabolic process. Gene Ontology annotation, molecular function: sulfotransferase activity. The record is from RefSeq and is a predicted model, not a curated record.
GCGAGGCCGGGGGUGGAGAGCGGCCGGGCGGGACAUCCGGCCCGGGUCCCUCGCCGCGCCCGCCGCCCGCCGCCCGCCGCCCGCUUCGGCGCCGCAGCCCGGGAGCCGGCCACCCCUACACGAGCCAGGGCUGUCCCCUGCCCUCCCCUCCCCAACUCCCUCCGGGCCCAGACCCUCCUCCCGCCCCAAGCCCGAGCCCGCCUCCCAGGCCGCCCUCGGAUCGGCCGGGCCCGCGCAGGUCCCCAUCCCGGGAGCACCAUGUUCCCCCGCCCGCUGACCCCGCUGGCGGCCCCAAAUGGCGCCGAGCCCCUGGGCCGGGCGCUGAGGCGGGCCCCUCUGGGCAGGGCCCGGGCGGGGCUGGGGGGGCCUCCCCUGCUGCUACCGUCCAUGCUGAUGUUCGCGGUGAUUGUGGCCUCCAGCGGGCUGCUGCUCAUGAUCGAGCGGGGCAUUCUGGCCGAGAUGAAGCCCCUGCCCCUGCACCCGCCCGGCCGCGAGGGCGCAGCCUGGCGCGGGAAAGCCCCCAAGCCUGGGGGCCUGUCCCUGAGGGCUGGGGACGCGGACUUGCAAGUGCGGCAGGACGUCCGGAACAGGACCCUGCGGGCGGUGUGCGGACAGCCAGGCAUGCCCCGGGACCCCUGGGACUUGCCGGUGGGGCAGCGGCGCACCCUGCUGCGCCACAUCCUCGUAAGUGACCGUUACCGCUUCCUCUACUGCUACGUCCCCAAGGUGGCCUGCUCUAACUGGAAGCGGGUGAUGAAGGUGCUGGCGGGCGUCCUGGACAGCGUGGACGUCCGCCUCAAGAUGGACCACCGCAGUGACCUGGUGUUCCUGGCAGACCUGCGGCCUGAAGAGAUUCGCUACCGCCUGCAGCACUACUUUAAGUUCCUGUUUGUGCGGGACCCCUUGGAACGCCUCCUCUCUGCCUACCGCAACAAGUUUGGCGAGAUCCGAGAGUACCAACAACGCUAUGGGGCUGAGAUAGUGAGGCGGUACAGGGCUGGAGCGGGGCCCAGCCCUGCAGGCGACGAUGUCACAUUCCCCGAGUUUCUGAGAUACCUGGUGGACGAGGACCCUGAGCGCAUGAAUGAGCAUUGGAUGCCCGUGUACCACCUGUGCCAGCCUUGUGCCGUGCACUAUGACUUUGUGGGCUCCUAUGAGAGGCUGGAGGCUGAUGCCAAUCAGGUGCUGGAGUGGGUACGGGCACCACCCCACGUCCGAUUUCCAGCUCGCCAGGCCUGGUACCGGCCAGCCAGCCCCGAAAGCCUGCAUUACCACUUGUGCAGUGCCCCCCGGGCCCUGCUGCAGGAUGUGCUGCCUAAGUAUAUUCUGGACUUCUCCCUCUUUGCCUACCCACUGCCUAAUGUCACCAAGGAGGCGUGUCAGCAGUGACCGUGGGUGUGGGGCCAGCAGCUGGUGGGGACUGGUUUCAACGCCAGCUUCCUGUGCUUCUGCCUGUCAUUCAGAGAAACUCUGGCUCUGGGGCUUGGGGCUUCUCAGGAUCCUGGAUGGCAGAGACUGCCCUCAGAAGUUCCUUGUCCAGGGUGGGUACCCACAGUGACUCAGAGGACAGGGCUAGGCAGGAGACCUGCUGCUCCUCAUUGGGCGGAUCUCUUGGGGGGCAGACACCAGUUUGCCAAUGAAGCAACAUAUCUGAUCUAAAGAUGCUCCAGACCCCAGGCUGCCAGGAUUAUGCAGUCCCCUUGGUCUACCUUAAUUUAACCUGUGGCCAAACUCAGAGAUGGUACCAGCCAGGGGCAAGCAUGACCAGAGCCAGGGACCCUGUGGCUCUGAUCUCCCAUUUAUCCACCCCAUGUGCCUCAGGACUAGAGUGAGCAAUCAUACCUUAUAAAUGACUUUUGUGCCUUUCUGCUCCAGUCUCAAAAUUUCCUACACCUGCCAGUACUUUCCAUUUCUCCAAGGAAAGGAAAACCGAAGCAGGGUCCUUGCCUGGUAGCUCCAGGACCCAGCUCUGCAGGCACUCAAAGACCCCCUGUGCCCAGCCUCUUCCUUGAGUUCUCAGAACCUCCUCCCUAAUUCUCCCUUCCUUCCCCACAAGGCCUUUGAGGUUGUGACUGUGGCUGGUAUAUCUGGCUGCCAUUUUUCUGAUGCAUCUAUUUAAAAUUUGUACUUUUUGAUAGAACCCUUGUAAGGGCUUUGUUUUCCUAAUAGCUGACUUUUUAAUAAAGCAGUUUUAUAUAUAA